GCAACCUGAACUACUGGGGCUUGGAAGCUAAGCUGAGGGGCAUGAACAGAGCCCCAUAGGAUGAUGUGGAGACCAAGCCAAGGGCUGUGUGGAAACGGCUCAGGUUAAAUGCAUGUCCCAUGAAAGAGGCAGACUACAGCUUGAAGUCAGAGGACAACAAGUGGAUGAGAUCUGUGGAGUUGCACCUGCUGAGUAAUAAUGAGCAAACUCUCAGAUGGAAAGGUGAUAGAGAUUCAUCCGAACCUAAUGGGAUUUAGAAGUUGGAGAUUCUCCAGCCAGUCCUCACCAAACAUCACUGAGGCAGUGAAUAAAGAGUCCUACCCACUCCUUCAGAGAAAUGCUCUCACACCUUGGAGAGAUCUGAGGAGCAGAAGGGAAGAGAAAGAGAGAGGUACCGAGAGAUUGGAGAGGACAUCACCCUCUCUCUCAAGCUUAGCCUGCCUCGAUGAACCUCAGCAAACUAAAGUUGCCUUGCCUUGUGCUAGUUCCUGCCUGACCCGGACCCUCAGCAUCCCUGACACCAGCUCCACCAGUACCUUGUCUGGCUUCUGUUCUAUCACUAUCACUGCUCGGAGAGUUUCAUUCAGUGGGGAUGCUUGCCACGAAACAAGGCCUUUCCACUCACAAGAACAGCUCCCAUCAUCCUCUACCUCAAACGUAAAGUCCGAUUGCAAAGCAACCAUGGUGAAAAUGGCUGAGGACAGUGGAAGAUACUACACAAGUGACGGGUUUUCUGCUCACCUAGCACCUCCAGAGCAUAGACACAGCUGCACCGACAGUGGAACAACCAGCCAGAGACUGACUAGUCUCUCAUGGAGAGAAGCUAAUGAGGCUAGCUCUUCCUCUUUAGUCUCAAAACAUCUCAUUUUCCGCUCAUCUGCCCACCUGGAACUUCUCCCAUGCCAGCCUAAGAGUUCCACCUUUUAUCUGGAUAAAUCCCUUUCAGUCCCUCUUGAGAGUUCUCAAGAGGUCAGACAGGCCAUGUACAGAUCCACACUAUCGCUUCACCUUGGAAGAGCACCUUCGUCUUCCCACACAGGGAAAUUGCAAGUGAUGAGAAUUCCCAUUAGGUCCUCCAGCGAAAGCGAUAUGGUAGACUUUACUCGUAAUGCAACAGGAGAACAAUCCUGUUGCCUUAAGAACACGGCCACGGUCAAUUCCAGCCCCACCAGGUCUGACUCGAGUGUACUGAGGGCCACUUUAGCACCAUUGCCAUUCAGAGCGAGGUGCCGCUCAUCCUCAGCUGCAGUCAGACUGACUGGAAAGGCUAAUGAUGUCUCUGGGCCUCUCCAGUGCAAUCAAAGGGGGGGCGUUGAAGACCCAGAACCGGCUGCCAUAAAUAAAAGGUUGGAUUCCCUGGCGGUUAUCAGAAAUAGCUGUGCUGUGGUCAGUGUGAAAUGUCAUGGCCUGGAGGAGAAAACGCAAAACAGCUCACACUCUGAAGAUGCAAAAGGCUUCUCUCCUUCUAAGCGUCUAUUAGUGAACUCUGGAGGGAGCGGUAGAGGCUCUUAUGAUGGCAGAGUGCCAUGUGGCCAUGCUGAAACAGUUACGAAAGUGCAGGAGGGUCUUGUUUUCCCCCACAUGCUUAACUGCACCUGUGGAUCCAACAGCAGCAACCAGCCCCACAUCCUGAGCCUUAAGGAAGCUCUAGAGCUCUUUCGACCAGACUUCAUCUCCCGCUCUCAGAGACGCAUCCGCCACCUGGAGCAGAGGGCCAGAGAGAGGCGGAGUUUACAGGGUGCAGACUUGAUGAAAGAAAUAGAGUCCACCAAUAAGGCACGGAGCUGCACCAAGCCACACCCACUCAGCGAUAACCUUUUUAAACCAAAGGAUCGGGUGAUUUCAGGCAAGGAAAUGCAGCUCAGAUCUAGACGGAUUUACAACAAACUGCCUGAAGUGACCAAGAAGAAGGAAGAAGAGAAGAGAAGGCUGGUGUUACAGACCAACAGACUGAGAGCUGAAGUCUUCAAGAAGAAACUUCUGGACCAGAUCUUACAAAGAAACAGUGACUGAAAACUGUCUGCUCAGGAUGCACGUCCUUCAUUCUUUCCUUGCCUGCAGCAAUGAACCAAAGACUCACAAGACCUUUGCAGGCCACAACUGAGAUCAGUGCAGGCUUUUCUCAUGCAUGGCUUGAAAUAUAUAAAACGUUCCACAGCUGAUAUUAUUCACUGACAAAUGGUCUGACACUGAAAUUGUUUGAUAGUUCUAACCAAUAAAUUGAUGCUCCAUUUUUUCCUCACACACACUGGGCUGUUCCACAGUUUCACGUACAAAUUGAAUAACCUGAAUAGUUUGUUACAUGGUAUUUGAUUCUCUAUGUAGUACUUGUAAGUUUUGAGCCACAAAAACUGUAGCCUAAACUACAAGGAAUGUUAUCUGUAAAAUCCUCUAGAACUGUUAUUGUUAAUGUAUGAAACAUGCUACAGAUAAAUCAGUUAUAUCUGGUUUAUUUGAAUGCCUUAUAAUCAUGCCAGCAAUUCAUAUUGUUUUUAUUUAGAGCGAUGCCGAUGAAAUCAUGUGUGGAAGCAUUUAAAUUAUUAGAUUUGUGCAAAAGUUUGAGGUUGGUUUACCAUGAAGACAUUGCAAGUUGGAUGAACGAUCUCAACUUAGUAAAUUUACAUGCAUCAGCAUCAUAAGUGAAGCACAAGUGACUUGUUCCUACAAUUCAGCUCCAACACGCAAAUGCUUCAGACAGGAAAAUCAGCUCUGUGUGUUUCUAAUUAAACAGUUUUAAGCAGGUUCAUACAAACCGCAGAUCUGCUUAUACCAUUUUUACUGCUGUGGGUGUCAGAUUAGCUGCCACACAUUAUUAGCACAGAGCAGGAGAAGCAGGACAAUAAGAUCAUUACAUUUUAGUAAAAUAUUAUUUUCAUUAUCAUUCAGAACAGUGUAGAAAGUGAAUGUGCGUGAUUUGACUGGAGCUCUAUGGAAUUCACUUAACUCAUAAGUCGGGGAAAAAAGACUGACGUUGCAAAGUGCAAGGGCUCACAUUUUGACAGUAGGAUGUGAGACUAGCACAGUUAGUGUGGACAGAAAAACUGUUAAAAAUGAAAGUACCUGUUCUUUCAGAACCUUGUUGCUGCCUACUAGACAUACUGUAUGCAUGCAUUUUGGUAUUCAUCUGGAAAUCCUGAGUAUUUGAGGCCUACAUUUGGACCAGCUCUAGUCUUGUUUAGUGUUACGGCUCUGUAAAUUUCAUCAAUGAUUCAUCUUUAGAGUAAACUCUUCUGUUGCUCAUUGGAUUUCGUAUGACUUCAUAUCAUCGCAUUUAUUUUUCUAAAUCAUUUGACCACAGCAGCUGUCCUUUACACUAUAUUAACAAAGUAUGCUCCAAAGUUACUCAGGAUAAAAUCUCUUUACAUUAACUUCCAUUCAAAUUAAGAAUAGUUGGACCUUCUUCUGUAAAAUUGAUCUUUUGAAGAUACUUGUUUUGUUUUUUUGUUUGGACAAUGACAACAUAUGGAUUAUAGUGUGAACUAGUUUAUGUUUUUAAAAUGAAUGAAACAGCAUGCCUGGCACUCCAUAUAACGGACAACUUUACAGACUCGAUAUUAUGAGAACUGAUUAUCCAGUUCUCACAGAGAACUACUGAACACUGUGCAUGUUCAAUCGAACCUGGAAAGUGAAUAAAUGUAUUUUCCUCAUUUGCUGUACUCUGAAUCUGAUGAGCAUAUCAUGAAUAAAUGUGUAAUUGAUCUAA
This is a messenger RNA of Pygocentrus nattereri (red-bellied piranha), 3703 nucleotides long. RefSeq lists its product as uncharacterized. NCBI's taxonomy places the organism in Eukaryota, Metazoa, Chordata, Actinopteri, Characiformes, Serrasalmidae. The coding region runs from base 199 to 2013 and encodes 604 amino acids. Gene Ontology annotation, biological process: regulation of centriole replication. The record is from RefSeq and is a predicted model, not a curated record. The transcript has 9 exons. Gene Ontology annotation, cellular component: cytosol; centrosome; centriole.